This is a messenger RNA of Ceutorhynchus assimilis (cabbage seed weevil), 11690 nucleotides long. NCBI's taxonomy places the organism in Eukaryota, Metazoa, Arthropoda, Insecta, Coleoptera, Curculionidae. The record is from the annotation of a GenBank genome assembly.
AAACUAUUUGAGAUAAAUGAUUCAAGUUAGUUUUAUCUUAAAGAGCAUUUAAUGCGAAUUGAAAAUAUAUAAAUAUGGAUUAGAGUUUGUGGAAUAUUAAUUGAGUUAUAAGUGUUUUUGUGAGGAAAUGUCAGAUUAUCAAAAAUUUUUCAGGGCCAAAAAUAUGGUCUGAAUUACAUACAUUUGAAAAAUCUGAAUUACAAAUGAAUUUUAGUUGAGAUUUACUGAAUUACAAAUGAGAUUUUAAUUUAGAAAAUUGAUAAUAUGAACUACAAGUGAGAUUUUCUAAAUUACAAUAAUUAUUAAAGGUCCUUGCCUGUGCAUAUAUUGUAGCAUUAUCUGGUACAACAACGCACUCCUUCUCCAGCAAAUACUUAUGGGCAUGGUCAAAAGUAGCCAAAGCCCCCUCACCAAUUAACUCAGUAUCGAAAACUUCUGUAACUAAAAUAUUACAUUUCUCACUCAAAUCCCCAUUGGGCCCCACUGUCAAUUCAGUAGACCUUUUCGAAACAACUCUAAUACAAUCUUUAAACCCAUUCAACUCGAUUAUUUUCAAGGCACAUUGACCCAUAGGCUUGAAAGCUUCGCAAGCUGUAACUUUGUCAGCCCCUUGCCUAACUGCCAUCAUUGACAACAACCCUGUACCAGUGCCAAUAUCUAAAACCAAGGCCUUUUUGCCUAAAGAGUGAAUCUUAUCGAUAGCUACUUUGAGGGCUUUUUCGUAAAGUCGAUUUCUUUCGGUGUCGUGCAGCAUGUCUGCAAAGGCCGACCUGGCAACUUCUUGGUGAUAGUCGUAGUCUUCGUUUUGGAUCACCCAGUCGUUGUGACCGGUGAGGGGGUUCAGUUUUUGUACGAAGACACUCAUAUUUUUGCUAAAACGCGAAAAACUUUUUAAAAACAUAAAAAGGAAUUUAAAGUAGGGUUAUGUUGUUAUGUUUACAUUAUUCAAAUUUGACUUUAUAAUACAGUGUUGCCAAGUUGAAAUUGAUCUUAAAUAAAUAAAAAUGUUCCCUUUUUAAACGUCUUUAGGCCUUUUGUUUAUUCAAAAAACAACAAUUUUAUUGUAUUAAAACUAAUUUAUUUUCAAUAUUAAAAGGGUUUUUAAAAAUGGCACACAAAUCAGCUGUUUCCAUUUUGAGUAAACAUUUUUCAUCUCCUUUCAUAAGCAUCAAAUAGAAAAAGAUAAAAAUACUUGACAAACAUUUAACCAAUAGAGUUUGUUUAUUUUUUUUGGCAGCUGUCAGUGUGUUGUCAACAAAUUGCAAAUUGGUGACAACUCAAAUGUAUAAUAAUGUAUAUUGUUUAAAUAAUAAUUAUUAAUUAAUUAAUAAUAAUAAAAAAUGUGAUUACAAAUUAAAAGAAAAACCCAGUCUCAGUGUGUGUUGCAAUGUGGUACAUUUAAGUUCAAAUAAAACACUACAGGCCAGGUCAAAUGUUAUUGUGUGCGUGUGAUAAAAAUUACUAUUAAUAGUUUUUAAUUAACAAUUUGUUUAAAACAAUGACUACAAUUACAAUGGAAGAAUACGAACUAAUGAAAGACUCUAAAUACCGGAUGUACGUGGCCGCAGUCGAUAAGGCCCUUAAAAAUUUCGAUUACACUUCGGAAUGGGCAGACCUUAUUUCAGCCCUAGGAAAAUUAAACAAGGUGUUGUUAAGCUACACAAAAUUCCCUGUAAUACCACGUAGAAUAAAAAUCAGCAAAAGACUAGCCCAAUGUAUGCAUCCAGCUUUACCAUCUGGGGUGCAUUUGAAAGCCCUAGAGACCUACGACAUUAUUUUCAGGUGUAUGGGGACCAAUAGGUUGGCUUGCGAGUUGUUUAUUUAUAGUUCAGGUCUAUUCCCACUAAUGAGCCACGCGGCCAUGAACAUCCGCCCAAUCCUAUUGACAAUCUACGAGACCCAUUUUGUACCUUUGGGCGAUCGACUCAGACCAGCCUUAAGCGGAUUUCUGAGCGGCAUUUUGCCCGGCUUGGACACUGGAACGGAUCAUUUUGACCGGACCAAUAAACUACUGGAAGAUGUUUGUGAAGGUGUAGACCCGCCUUAUUUUUAUACUUGUAUAUGGCAAUGUGUGGCUAAUAAUAGUCCUGUAAGAUUGCCUGCUGUUACCUAUGUUUAUGCCCAUUAUAGUAGGAAAAUACCUAUGGAGGAUCAGCUUGAUUUGAUGGGGCAUGAUAUUGGAUUAAUGGUUUCAGGUUUAUGUGCAGCAGUGCAAGAUUCUAGUGUAUUGGUGCAAAGAUCUGCUCUUGAUUUACUAAUGGUUUGUUUCCCUAUGCAAAAUAAACAGCUAUUAUAUGCUGAUAUGGUGAGGCUUGUUACUGCUGCUUUAUCUACAAUUUUAAGGCGAGACAUGUCUCUUAAUAGGCGUCUGUAUUCUUGGCUACUAGAAACCGAAACCCAAAAUUUGCCUUUACUUCAAAUUGAUGGCGAACAGCAAGAUGUUUUCCACACAACCCAAACCCAUUCAAUUGCUUAUGAUUUACUAAACGAUGCAAUUAAAGACAUUUUGAAAAAAUCUAGCACUUGUUUGCCAAUAGAUGUUAAAUCCUAUAGACUUUUAACGUCUUUGUUUGAGAAACCUCAAAUUGGGCCAGUAAUUUUAGACUCAAUACUCUAUGAUGUGUUUAGGACUCUAUAUUUGUCCUGUUUGAGCUUGCAAAAGUAUCAAAAUCAAUCAGGAAGAUGUGUAUCGUUCAAUGGGGACUUAAACAGCUUGAAAACCAGUAGUGAUUCUUUAAAUAGCCAAUUUGUUGCUAAAAAUUGUCAGGAAUUAGUCAAAAAUGCCAAUUUACUAUUCAAUACUUUACAAAGCUACUAUAUUUGGUCUUAUAUUGAAAAACUAUAUGACGAGGCUGUUAAAAAUAUCAAAAAAUUCAAAUAUAGAGAUCGUUGUCAAGUUAAUGAAAUUGGCAGUGGAAGUCCUUAUAUUUUAGAACUUUGCCUUUUGACUGAUUUCCUUUUGGACAUUAUUCCUAUUGAGUCUUAUGCGGAAAGCACUUCAAACAUCUUACCCAGCCUGUUUACCAAAAUCAUAAAAGCCUUGAAUGUGCAUAUGAUUGAUUUAAAUCAUCACGAAAUCGCAAAAAGCUUGGAAUUGUGCACUAAGAUUUUAAUGAAAAUUCAGCCAAUACAUAUAAAGCAAAUGGAAGAAGAAUCUUUUGAAGAAAAACAGGAACAAAGGAUUCUUGAGAAAAGCAAAUCAGAUUCGAAGAUUAAUGAAAGUUUUAAUAAUGACAAAAGUGAAUUGUUGGUUGAUGAUUUGGCCAGAGAAAGAUCCUACAGUAACCAAUUCACAAAGAAAAAAGACAAAACCAGCCCUCGCACAGAAAAGAAAACCAAAAACAAGAAAUCCAAAUCGAGCUCCAAGCUUUACGACUUAAAAAACCAAGACAUCUCAGAUGAAAUCCCUGAAUCCAAAGAAAGUCUUCCCACAUCCCCACCUUCAACAGCCAAAUAUGAAAACAAAUAUUUCCUAAAAUGCUUGGACGAAUAUAAAAGAUUUUACGUUACCUUUAUAAAAUGCAAAGUCUUACAAAAUGUUGACAUUAAAGGUUUCUUUAAAGGCCUCAUCUACGACAAACAACAAAGAAUCCAACAAUUGCAAACCUUAUUAGACAGAAGAUUAACAAACCAGCAAUUUAAGCCAAUAAUUGAUUGCACUGGCGUAAACUUCAAAUAUGAAUACAAAACAAUUCCUGAAAUUUACUCAAACUAUGAAACAUCUAUGACUAUAGCUUCAAAAAUCUUAUUGGAAUUUUGCUCUUAUCCGACCAAUACAAACGACCAAAAAACUCCUCAUUGGCUUGAAGCUUUAAUAGUUUCAAGUUGUUGCAAAGAAGCCUCAACAAAAAUCCAACUAACAGCCAUGAGCACUUUGCUAGAAAUAUUCAAUUUACCAGAACACAAUUAUGUGAAUUUUGUGGAUGAAAACACUAUGGCAAUUGAGGAAAUGUCCAAAAUUCUUUGGACACUUUUGGGUACAGUCAAAAACCAAAACCAACUAAUGUUGUGUGUUACUUUGCUUUAUCAAAUUCAUAACAGUUUUGAUUGUAAAGUAGAACAAAUAAUUGGAAGAUGUUUGUCUUAUGAUUUAGUUACAGUAAAAUAUAUAAAGCAAUUUUGCACUUUGUGGCAUUUAGGCCGAGACUUGACUAUCAAAUUGCCUCCUAAUAAAAACCACACAAAAAGCUUUGAUAGGAGUUUAUUGAAAAUCUUAGACUUGCUUCAAAAUAAGGACAAACCCACAUUACAACUAUUGGCUGAAUCGUUUUUAAACCAUGCCCUUUUACACCAAGACAUUCCUAGAAUAUUAAACCCUAUUUUGCUUAAACUAUUGGCAAGCAAUACAGCUAGAGUAUCUAUAAGGCAUGUCAACAUUCAAGACAAUGAUAUACAAAAUGAACAAUUGGAUCAGGACAAUCAAAAAAUUGUUGAGUCGCAAACCAAAAAGAUUUAUGCUGUUAGUAAUGUUAAUGGUAAUGUAAUGUAUCACAUGACAGAUAGUCCUAGGCCAAAAUCCCCCAAAAAACGCUGGUUCGCUUUUUCAAAAUCUGGCAAAAAAUACGCCUCAGCCAUCAAUAUGACUACCAGCCUUCUAGAAGAUACCAAUGGCACAGUGACUAAGAAAAAUAAAGAUUUCAAAAAUUAUAAUGUGUCUCCCAAUUUGGAUAAGCAUUCUAAGGGCAAUGUUAAGCUUAUAAUCAACCCUUUGAGCAACAAGGAGAUUUAUCCUGUAGGGUUAGAAGGAUCUUAUGCCAGGAAAACAUCUCAUACUUCUUCGGAUAGUUUGUCUAGCAACGAUAAUACGAUUAGUUGCGAUGAUUCGAUUGAGAGACGGGUGAUGGAACAAUGUGAUUCUUUGCCAGGUGACAGAGACAGCGGCUACGAUUCCCUAAAACAACAACGCAAACAAUCCGAAAUCCUAAACUCCCUCGUCGACAACAGCAAAAAAGCCCUACUAGAAAGCAUGGAACCGAUUUCUAACGGCAUAAAAGAAGUAAAACUCCCAAAGUCGCACAGCUUUGACGAAAAAAGCAACGCAAAAUGCUGCGACGAAAACUCCCUAGUGCAAAGCUGGUCUUAUUGUAUAUCGGAUUCGGCAAAUUUACAUGGAGAGUUGGAGAUUAGUAAAAGUGCGGAGGAGUUUUUCAAAGGCCGUGAUGAAGAACUAGCAAUUGUAUCCAGCAUUUUAGAAAAACUUAUUGAGGAUGUUUGCCAGCAAACAUCUCACAGACCCACUGAUUUAGACUUAAAAAACAAAAUCAACAUUUCAAAUUCAAAGAAUUUUGUUUUGUAUCCGAUUCAUUCGCAUUUGUGUUUGUAUUAUGAGUUGUUUGAUUCAAAUCAAAUUAUGUAUGUUUUGAGUACUUUGAAGAAUUGCAUUUUGUGCAAUCCUCAGCUUUUUAUCAAGUGCUCAGCUGCUAGUGGGAUUAAGGAUCUUAAAAGUCACGAUAUUUUGAAUUUGCUGGCUAGACAUAGGAAAAGUCUUUUGGGCCAAGGAUUUACUGGGGAAUUGGCACAAGAGCAUUUAAAUAUUUACAAAAACUAUAUGUUUUUGGAUGUUGUUUUGUCUAUUUGUCUCAACUAUGCCCGCACGUUUUUUCCUUUUAUGGAAGAUUCAAGUGAAGAACUUGAAACAAACAACAAAAUUCAAAUUGAGUCUUUGGAAAUUUUGCAUAUAAUUGUUAAGAAUCUUGUGGCAAUGGUGGAAGGGAAUGGUAAUAAGGGUUUUAGCAGUUACAUUGCUGAUUUGCUUAUUAAAUGCAAAAUUCAAAAGACUUUGCUGCAUUGUUUGCUGACUUCUGUAAGGAAUUUUGAUGAGGAUAUGACUUUCGCUGAAGAUAUUUUGAUGUUUAAUCACUUUCAACUUUGCAAUUCUGAGAAUCGUGUUGGGGGACACGUUGAAGCUUUUCAAAUACAACUUUUAAGGUUGAUCCAUUCUUUGAUCAUCUUGGAACAUUUGGUUUUCCCCAUGGCCAAACCAAUAUUAACCCAAAAUGCUACACUAGAGACUUCAAAUUGUGGCUCAGUAAACGGCGAACACUUGAACUACACUCCUACAGUUUUGAUACCCAAACAGCAAAUAUUUCUAUCAGCCAUUUUAAGUGCUUUACGUAAUGAAAACAUGCGCUGCAUGCACGAAAAAUGGCUCAACAUGGUAACUUGUUGUUUGCCUUAUUUCGGAGACAACCUAAAGCAAAUCUCCAUAAGCGUUAUUCAUCAGAUUUGCAGCAACAUUGAAGAAGUCGCUUGCAACUAUGACAAACCUGAAUUGGACGAUUUUGAAAUUGGCUCUGAUUAUACAGUGACUCAGUUGGAAUCUUUGACUAUUUUAUGUCAUUAUUGUUUGUUGGAUGCUUCUCAAACAGCCAAUCAAAACGUGCCAGUGUCUACAACAUCUACAACUCAUUCGAGCGAGAUUCUUAAUAAUUUAGUCAAUGUGUUUUUUACUCCUUUGAUUUCUGACAUUAAUUUUUCCACAAAACAAAACUCGGAUCACUAUCAAAACGCUAGGAAAACUAUACUGAGUCACAUGCCUAGAAUUAUUACAAGUGUAGCUAAACUAUGGCAGACGGUUGUUGGGCUGGAAGACUUCAACAGCGUUUAUGGAAAUUCAAAAGUAGUCAAACAGCAACUUUUAGAGUUUUUGAGUCCGAUUGCUGUCCACCAUGGGGCUGCCUUUUUGGCUGCAGUGGCUGUUGCUUGGUUUGAAAGACGGAAUCCGUUUAGUAAUGUUAAAGCUGUUUUGCCUGAACCAAAUGCCGGUCAAAACAACUUAGUCUACCUUAUAUCUGCAAUCAGAAUGAUUCCGCUGGACAAUUUAGUGCAAAUAGUGACCGCUGUGAUAAAAAACCCUCCGCCCUGUGAAGGUUUAAGCUCCGAUAUUUGUCUUGAUGUUGCGAUUUUAGAGUUGUUUUACAGUUACAUGAGAAAUGCUUCUGCCACUCAACUGUCUGAGGCUUGGAGCUCUUUGCUGUCACUUAUAAGAGAAGUGAAUGUCUUAAGUCCGUCUGCGCAGUUUUUGUUGGCGGCAAUUUUACACGAAAUGAUGAUCAAAUGUUGUCCUUUGGAAGAGCGGAAAGAUCAGAAGGAUUUGCAAGAUGUUACAGCUAAAGUAAGACUAAGAUUAUGCUUUUUGUCGGGGGGGCCAAAUUCAUUAUUAGAUAGACACAUUUUGCAGCUCAUCGACUGUGUCUCCCAAGUUUGUGGCUCUUGCCUGGAACAAACCACUUGGCUAAGAAGAAACUUUGCGGUACGCGAAGACGAAGAAACCACCCCAGACGCCAACAUACCAAACACUGACUUUGUGCUGAGUUCCAGCCACAGCGUCCAAGCUCAGCUUGUUUUAGCUGAAAUCUUAGCCCCUAUUUUAGAUAUUUGUUUCGGGUCUCAGGAAAAAGACAAAGUCAAUAGCAUUUUGGCUUCCCUAAUGUGUAAUAUCGUGCCCUAUUUAAAAACUCAUACAGUCAAAAACAUGCCCAGCUUUAAUGCUUGCUCUAAGCUGUUGUCCAGCUUAAGUAGCUACCAAUAUACAAGAAAAGCGUGGAAAAAAGAUGUUUUUGACUUACUAUUGGAUAAUACUUUAUUUCAAAUGGACUACAGUUGUUUAAAAUAUUGGCGGGUAAUUGUGGAUAAUUUAAUGACUCACGAUAAUACAACUUUUAGAGAUUUAAUGAGCAGGGUAUCGAUGCCUCAAAGCGGCACUUUAGGGAUUUUCUCUUCCAGAGAACAAGAAUAUGAGCAAAAGGCUCAACUACUAAAACGACUUGCUUAUAUUAUAUUUUGCAGCGAAAUUGAUCAAUAUGCUAAAUAUAUGCCUGAAAUACAAGAACAAUUAACAACAAGUCUUAGAUUGAAUGUGCCAGGUAUUCAGGCACAAGUUUUUAUGUGCUUCCGCGUGAUUCUCAUCAGAAUGAGCCCUAUUCACGUGACCAGCUUGUGGCCAAUAAUAAUUAGCGAAAUGUUGCAAGUCUUCCUGCAAAUCGAACAAGAGUUGAGCACCGACAGCGAAGAAUUCAGGACAACUAACAACAGCUCUCAUAUAAAACUGAUGUCCUCGUUAGACGCUAGCUGGGCGACCAAUAGCAACAACGGGUUGCACGCUUUGGGACAUCCUCAUUGGCUCAGGUUGCAACUUGCUACGGCCAAAUUGUUGGAUUUAGCUUUAUUAUUACCAGCCACAACUCUACCACAAUUUCAAAUGUAUCGUUGGGCUUUUGUGGGAGACGAUUUAUUAAACAAAUCUGACAGUUUUGUGCCUCACGUAGUCAGAAUAGCUGAGUUUAUGGAUCGGAAAUUUUCUGAUACGCAAAUUGAUAUUUUGCCAAUGAAACGCAACGAGUUGCUGUUAACUGUUAAUGUGAUUACGCAACUUAAAGACCUCCACAGCUUCUUUAAAACAUUAAGCUCUUGUUCCAAUCGACAUAGGACUGAGUGCACCAAAUCUGUAGCAAGUGACAACUUGUUUGCUGACAGGCAAAGCGAUAAAAAGUUGGAUAUGAUUUUGGACAAGAUUGACAAAGUUGUAGAGGGCGAUUUUCUCGAUAAGAUUCCUAGAUAAAUGUUGCUUUGCUUUAAAUAAAAAAGGAAUCUCAUAUAAAAUCAGUCGGCAGUUAUUUUUCUAUACACAGUCAAUUAUAAGCAGCAUGACACUAGUUUUUGCCCAAAGAAAUCAGUAUUAAAAUGGCGGUGCAUUUAUGUUAUUCGUAUGUAGUCUUGCACUUAACUGUGUGGAGGGAGUUUUUGCACUUUUUUUUUUUGUUAAUUUAUUGUUGUUGAAAAUGUUUAAAUUUGACUUUUAUUUAUAUUAAGGUGCAAAUUAACAAAAAGCAUUUAUAUUGAUUAUUUAGUGAGCAUUCACACCAAAGUAGCAUGCAACCUGCAAAACAGAAGUAGCAUGCUCCUUGCUUCUUAGCAGCAAGGCGCAUGUCACAUGCUACUUUAGUCUGAAUGCCCACUUUAUAAUAAAAAUGUGAUUUUAAUAUUGUGAUGUUAUUAUGAAAAAAAAAAAAAACCCAAUUCUUUGUUUUAUUAUUUGUUAUUUGUAAUAAUUAUUUCAAAAUAAAUAAAAUACUUUUUACUAUUAAUUUUUAGUUGGUCUUCUCAGUGUUGCAGAGCGUACUUCUAAUAAUAUCGGCCUCUCUUUUGUGCUUGGAAUAAACGAAUGGGUUCUUCUCACUUUGUCACCGUGUAUAUUGGUAAAGUUUAGCUUCCAAGAAAUCCUUUUUGCCUUCAGAUAAAACGAUUUUCUCUCUGGCUUGUUUUAGUUCUUCAUCUAAAGCUUGACGUUCUUUUUCCAGUUGGGCCAAUCUUUGCUCGGCACCUCUCAGUUGUUCUUCUUUUUGUCUUUGUCUGUCUUCAUAUUCUUUUCGUUUUAUGCGUUCUUCUUCAAGAAGCAUUUUUUGUUCGCCUUGCAACCUUUCCAAUUCGUCACGUUUUUCCCAUUCUUCGGCCAAAACUCUUGCUUGAAGUGCCCUUACAAUUUCUUCAUCUCUUUUGGCUUGAGUUUCUUCUUCCAGUAAUUUUUCCAGUUUCACUUUGAUUUCGGCCAGUUGUUCCAGUUUUUUGGAAUCUUCUUUGACCAAGGCUUCCAGCUCUUUUGCUUGGCCUUCUGCCGCUUGUCUGGCACUCCUUUCCAGUUGCAAUUGAGUCUUUGCCUGUAUCAUUUCCUGUACACGUCCUUGCCUUUGCAACCGUCGUUUGGCCGCUUGCAAUCUCUGAUAAGUUUGCUGGCUGCCGGAAUGAUCGGCGGCAAGUUGUAGAGCGGACAUCCACUGAAGUCUGGUCAUGUGAUCGGAAGCUCCUAGCUCAAAAUUCCGCUCAGUACCGUGCAAAAUAAUCCUGUAGCCCGUUGUAGCUUCGAUUUUUGUCCCAACUUCUAUUGUUAAUGAGCCACUCUUGUCCUUUUCUGAUCGGGUUUUGUAGUAGGUCAACUCUGAAGGUCUAAGCACGAACCAGAACUCUCUCAUUGUCGGAAAGAUGUAGCCUUUCUUUGUUAGGUAGCCUUUUUUAAUGACGUCUUCCACGAUUUUUUGGUAGACUUCUGUUAUUGCUUCUCUUAUGGCUUUGGUAUCUUUAAUGCCAAUAACGCAACGCGAUUCUAAAAGGGCUAUAAACGGAGUAAGCCUUACGUUACCCAUAGAAAUGCUUAAAUUUGUGAAAUCUUCUUCGUCAAAUGUACAACCCAAGGAACUCGAUAUUGUUUGAGCUAUGUUACAUACCUCUGUAGGAUGUAGCAAUAAGGUUUGUUCGUUUUGAUUGUCAACAACCAACUCGGCCAAAACACAAAACACCCUGUACAAUUGAAAAACAGCUUCGCUUGUAAAUAUUUUGUAGUCCCUUUGCAAGUAGCGUUUUCUGCACACAAGCCAGCAAACCUCAGCUAUUCUACUUUCAUAGUCUCGCAGUUCGGCCAAUGGCAACUUUGUUGGCAACGAAGAAAAAACCUCAUUUUGCAAAUAGUACUUGUAUUGUUCAAAAUUUAAAGUUGUGGUACUUCUGUAGUGUUCCAGGCCUCGUUCGACGCCGUACAAAUCGAGCAGGGUGCCGAUGUUUGCCGUUAGGACCUUUAAUUUAGACUUGUUAACAAAGCCCGUUUUGUCUUGUUGCAAAGCCUCAAAUGCCAAACAGACACAAUUUGUAAUGUUAUCCAAUAAGACCGACAUAAUUUUAAUUUUUUUUAAACUUGAUACAUGCUGAGCAAGGGAUUGCAGAUUACUGGCAACUGCAGAUAUUUGAGUCAUGGACUUUAUCGUGUAUAAUCAUCGGGUGGGAGCAAUGAAAUAAUAAACAAAACAUUAUAUUGUUUAUUAUGUGAGUGUUUGUGAAAUGAUUAUUGCAAAUUCAGCUAGAAGUUGUUUGAAAUUGUCUAAUGGAUUUGAUUGGCUCUGGCUGAUAAUUUGAACAAACCUUAUACCUACUUGGCCACAAUAUUUUUUGGAAUGAUCUAUUUUACAUACAGACAUUUUAGUACAAUCCCUUGAAAUCACAUAGGUUGCUGCCUUAAACGAAUCAAAAUUGACAACAAAUCAUUUUUGUAUUGUGGGCCCCACCAUUUGAAUGUUAAUUAACGGAAUAUCCUGUGGAACUUGAGCAUCCUCCCUGUAAAAAUCAUAUUAUAAUUAGAAAUAAAUGAGUUAUUUGGUUCAGUGCUCCAAAUCUAUAGGUAUAUUCCUUCAUAAAUUCUUGAUACAACUUUUCAUAUAUUGGCAUAAUAUAUUACAGGGGUACCGGGUUUCAGAAAACCUCGUGGGUGCUGAUGUUCAUGCACCGGCAUUUAUGAGGGGGGUGAACAGCCCGCCGGUGGCGAAAAAACUUCUCCAGAAGCCACGCCCAACAACGUUUACCAGCAUUCUUUAUUUUACAUUCAGACGAGUGUCUAAGAACUAAGAAGGGAAUGGUAAUACAUUUCAAACAACGUAGUUCACACCUUUCCAUAUUCGUUUUCCAGCUGCGGGAGCUAGUGUUGCUUGGUGCUUGCGUAAGGUUUUUGCGGUGUCUGCUAAAAUUGGAAAAAAAAGGACGACUAUAAGGGUAAAGAGUAGAGUGUUUUCACAGCUAUCAGAACAAUACCCACUUCUACCACGUAAAAGCCCUCCUCCAGCAUAGCCAUCAUAGCCCACCAUUAAUCUAUUUUCAAAAGGCGCCGCCGAUCUAGAGAUUUUCCCACGGUAUCGAAAAACUUCCUAGGC